Zychaea mexicana is the source of this 2757-nucleotide messenger RNA. Its product is annotated as EXS family-domain-containing protein. Gene Ontology annotation, molecular function: inositol hexakisphosphate binding. Bases 1 to 2757 code for a protein of 918 amino acids. The record is from RefSeq and is a predicted model, not a curated record. The transcript is spliced from 14 exons. Gene Ontology annotation, cellular component: plasma membrane; cytoplasm; Golgi apparatus. NCBI's taxonomy places the organism in Eukaryota, Fungi, Mucoromycota, Mucoromycetes, Mucorales, Lichtheimiaceae. Gene Ontology annotation, biological process: phosphate ion transport; cellular response to phosphate starvation.
AUGCUCGUUACGCCUUCCGUCCCCAAACAAGUCCAUAUUCCUCCAGGAUUCAUCGAUUUCGCUUCGUCGUCGUUCGAUGCCAUCUUUUAUCAGCGUGAGCGUCACCCAUCGACCGCUGCUGACGACACUAGCGAUAGCUAUCACGACGAACCGCCCCAAAUUCGACGACGUGCUUCGCAUUUGCCAGACUUGCUACCGUUUAUCGAACUGAUUACCGCAAAAUGCAACGUUGAACCUGUCCAAUUGGUCAUGGCACUGAUAUAUGUGCAGCGGUUCAGAGCUUCACUUCCUCCCGGUUACAAAGCGGAAUCUGAAGCAGCUCACCGUAUCUUUGCAGCUAGUCUCUUGGUGGCCAGCAAAUACAGUGAGGACCGCUAUUUGUCUACGAAACAACUUGUCCGUGCAACUGGCGAUGUCUGGUCUAUCAAGGAGAUGACCCGAAUGGAGCUCGCACUGCUGCGAUUCUUGCAGUGGGACUUGCACAUUGAUACCGAUGAGAUCGCAACUUUUCUGCAUGAACUCAAUUUCGACGCUUCUAUUGUCUUGAGUCCUCAACAGCCCACUGACAACGACGACGAGACCAUCACCUCUACUACUACUACCACUACUACUUCUAUCCAUCCUCCAACAUGUCCUGAUGAAGCUUUUCGUCUUAUGCCAUUCUCAGCCUAUCUGGAAGCAGCGAGCAUUCCAGAAUGGCGCAAGGCCUAUAUGGACUACAAAGGUCUUUGCGCUGCACUGGAGUUACUCCAGAAGCAACGAUCAAAACCCACCACCAAAGAUACCGAUGAAUUGCUCCACCAAACGCCGUCGUCGCAUAUCGAAAGCCCUAUCAGUUCACGACAUUCCCAUCAUUCCCGUUUAUCAGAAGCUGUUAGCAACGAACUAUCUGACACUUUUGAACAGGAACGUGCUCAGUUGGGUGAGCAUAAUCAACUAGAUCUUGCGUCAUUUUACAAUGUUGUUAGUCAUGGAACAAAGCAAGAGCGGCUAUUUUUUCACAAGCUGGAUGAACAAUUAGACCGUAUAGCACGAUUUUACAACGAGCGGGAAAAUGAGAUUAAAUCCAAGCUGACAGCUUUAAGGAUUCAAAUGGAGCUUGUGGCGGAUUACGGUCGCCUUAUAUCCGAAGAACAAGAAAGUAGAGAAUUGAGAGAACAACAAGAUCAACAACAAGAGGAAGACGGAGGCGCAGAAAGAGACGCUGAAUAUUGUAGCCUUCUAGCCAGGUGUAAUCCGCUUCGCUGGUUUAAAAGACUACGUCGUUGUCGAUCAAUCUUGACAACAAGCACUACCACGAAAAAGCCACCUUUUUUGGCCAAUUUAUCUACUUUGCCGAUACCCCUCCGAUAUGCAACGAAAAAUGAUCAUUUUAGUUAUCAAGUUGCUCGUGGUCGAUUAAAGCGUGCGCUUACCGAGUUCUACCGUAGUAUUGAGCUCCUCCAAUCAUACAAGGAAACAAACUUGCAGGGCUUUCAAUCUAUCCUUCGAAAGUUUGAUAGGAUUGCAGGAUGGCAAGCAAACAAACAUUAUAUGGAAAAAAUCAAGCAAUACCAUUGGGCAUCAACAAAAGACCUUGAGAAAGUCAUGGAGGAUACAAUAAGUCUGUUUGCUAAUGAAUUCUCCAGAGGUAACCGAGCAAAAAGUGCACGCUGCCUGAAAACACUUGAGAAAAAACAAGAGAGUCUCACUGCAACAUCCUGGCGCGUCGGCUUCUACCUUGGUGCUGCGGUGUUUCUACUCUUAUAUGAUAUCAGUUUAGUUAACUACAAAUUUAUCUUUGAGCUGAAUCCAGGGGAUAAUUUGGAUUAUCGUCAAUUUGCAGAAGGCCGGAUUGUCUUCAGUUACUUUUUCCCUGUGGAAUUCCGAGACUUUUUUGUCGCUGAUGAACUAAAUAGCUUGUCGUAUUCGUUUUGGACAAUCAACUAUUUUUUCUGCGCCUACGCGUAUGACUGGAGUGGUCUUGCAUCUACAGGCACUGAUCUCAUUUGGAUACUUGCGUCAAUGAUCAAUUCAUCAUAUACUUCCAUUUGGGAUAUCAAGAUGGAUUGGGGGCUGUUACAGACACCCAGCCGACAUUUCUUGCUACGAGAUGAUCUUGUCUAUUACAGAUGGGUAUACUAUGUGGCAGCGCCUCUCAAUGUGGUAUUACGAUUUGCGUGGGCACUCAAUACGGCCAGUCUCACACUACACAGCGAUGUCCUUGGUUAUCUGACCGCCUUGUUGGAAGCUUAUCGCCGGUUGCAAUGGAACUUUUUUCGGCUAGAAAACGAGCAUUUCAACAAUUGCGCCGAUUAUCGAGCUAUUAACGAAAUUCCUCUUCCAUUCGCAACGACAGCUACAGUAGACGAAGAAAAUGGGACAGCUCGUAGCCAGGAGAUUCGGCUACCGUUAAGUGAUGAAGAAGAGGACGAAACGGCAGCAGCACAGGCAACGCUAACGGACGCAGAGCGCAGUGCACAAUCUCAGCCGCAGCAUCCACCUUCACUGACAGCACAGCGUCGAUCCUCUCUACCGAUCGCUGCUCGCAGCCCAAAAUUACCUAGAAGGUUACAGCAUCAACAAAUACAAAGGCAACAUACCUGGGCCCAUACCAUCAAUCCAGCAACACCAACGAGGACAGGCACAUUUUACGGUCGUCGUGACUUUGAAAGUAAACGAGAAGGCCAUAAGCAACAAGAUGAGCCCUCAUCACCAUCUGAAAGUACCAGUCAGCAACAGCUACACCAUGAUGAAGAUGAUGAUUUAUUAGAGUAG